Owenia fusiformis is the source of this 1926-nucleotide messenger RNA. The record is from the annotation of a GenBank genome assembly. Lineage: Eukaryota; Metazoa; Annelida; Polychaeta; Sabellida; Oweniidae.
AUUGCAUUCUGGGUAGGGAAUUCCCAAAUAAGCUUGCCACAUGGACACAGAUGAUUGGCACCUGUCUUCUUCAAACACUGUUAUACGAUGUAUAAGGUAGCAUACAGCCAAGUUUUAGUGGUUAUACUGCUCCUAGGACUUUAUUCCGCAUUAGGACAAGAUGGCGGACAGACAACUGAUGGAGGAAGGCAGAAGAAAGUCAUCAAAGGAAAAACUGUCCAAGAAAUGGCUGCAAAAUCUAAUUUGCCAGAGUGGGAAGUGUAUAAGCGCCUGUUCAUGCAGCAACGUAAAGAACAAUUGGAUGCUGUGAAGAGCAUACUACAGAUGGGCAGUUAUGAAAAGCAAUAUAAAAUGAUUGAGAUGUUAUUCGAAAAAAUAUUUGAUGUCGUAGAGAAGAAAAGAGUUUUACUGAUUGAGAAUGGUUUUCUUCCGACGGAUGAAUUUCCAAAAGAUGAAUCUAUAAGAGAAGCAUUUUCAAUGGUGGCUGAAGCAACAGCCUUCUUUGGUGAUAUUUUAUUGAGACUUCCCGACAUAUCGCACAAAAUCUACGAACGUCAUAAAGAAUGGCAAGUCAGCCUUGGAUGGUGUAUCACAUAUCUAAACCAAAGUGAUAUAUUUUCAAUCGACUCUGAUCAAAAACUCAACUUACUUAGUUUAGUAGCUCAAGAAUUGCAGCUUGUAGAAAGAGACCCAAAUUAUAUAAAUCCAUACAAGACAGAAGUAAAUGAGAUGAUUGAAGAGGCCAAAAAGCAACAACAAAUGGAAGAAAAAGAAAAAAAGAAGAAAAAGAAGAAAGAAAAGAGAAAAGGCCCACGAUUAACUGGCGUUAGAAAUGAAUUGUAGAUUAUUUUUGUAUAGGGGGUCACCUCAAAAGUUCCGCACUAAAUUCUCCACAUAAUCCAUUGCUUUAAGAUGUUUUGUUAAAAAUGCUUCAUUCAGGUAUGAAAUUUGUACUGUUUGGUUAACAAAACUGCCUCUUAUAACCCUUCCACUAACUGAUUAUGUGUUGAAUUUGGAAUUGAACUGAUGAUAUGACCCCUAACCUACCUAGGAUACAGCAUUUUAUUGUACCGUUACUAAGGUAACCUUGAUCACCAUGGAUAUGAAGGAAUAGAUAGGAAUCUAUAUGAAACUGGUCUUGCCCAUUUUAGUUUUGUUUAUCCAAUUACAAAUCUGAAGUUUAUCUAAGAUCAGAAAAAAAUACCAUGAUAAAAUCUUUUUUAAUUCUCUGUGGCUUGUUCUAGAGUUCCUCUAAAUCUGCAACACAUGUUUAACGUAAAAUUGUAAAAUCAAUCGAAGCAUCAUCUAAGUAGUUACAAAUCAAUAGAAUAACACAUUCAUUGAAACAAGCUCUUUUCUGAGUGGGACCACUUUCGAGCCUCGAUUUAUUGUUCAUGAGCGAUAAUACCUUAAUAAAAUCAUGUACAUUUUAAUCCAUUUGAAAAAACAAUAUGGCCAUCUAAAUUAAAUGGCAACAUUCAAAUGUGACAAUUUUUUACUCACAUAUUCCAGUAUUCAUGACAAACAUACUCACAUUGCAAAAAUGAAACCACAGAUAGCCAUCUAUUACAUUGUAUUUCCUCUGCUUUAAAACAUAAUUUUUGAGAUGACUGAACAAAUAAUCACAGAGAUUUCACUCUGGAGAUUUCCCCUUUUGAGUAAAUAAGGGCAGGACCAUUGAUUCAAUGGAAGAAUCCUAUCCAUUUCUUCAAGUCCAUGAUAUCACUAAAAGCGCUAUCUGCUUACUUUUCAUUUGAAAGAUGAUUUACCAAGUUUUAUUCAUGUAUUGUCACACAUGGGAUACAAUGUACUGUACGAUUAUUGUAGAUCAGUGUUGACAUUUAUACAAUUGUAUAGUCUCCAAUAUUUUGUGGACGGUAUCUGGUGGCUGGUGUUCAGCGAUUGGCAUCUGUAACAAAUAGCAGG